CUGACCCAGGGAAUCACCGGCGCCACCGGCCAGUUCCACACCAAGGCGUGCAAGGAAUAUGGCACCCGCAUGGUGGCCGGCGUCACCCCCGGGAAGGGCGGCACCUCCUUCGAGGACAUCCCGGUGUUCGACAGCGUGGAGAAGCGGUGCGGGAGACCGCGGCCAACGCCAGCGUCAUCUACGUGCCGCCGGCCUUUGCCGCCGACGCCAUCAUGGAAUCGGCGGACGCGGGCGUGCCUCUGGUCAUCUGCUAUCACCGAGGGCGUGCCGGUCCAGGACAUGAUGCGGGUGAAGCGCUACCUGAAGGAGCGCGGCACCGUGCUGGUGGGACCCAACUGUCCGGGCGUCAUCACCCCCGGCGAGUGCAAGAUCGGGAUCAUGCCCGGGCACAUCCACAAGAGGGGCACCAUUGGCGUGAUUUCCCGCAGCGGCACGCUGACCUAUGAAGCCGUGGACCAGCUCACCCGCCUGGGCAUGGGACAGUCCACCUGCGUCGGCAUCGGCGGCGAUCCCAUCCGCGGGCUCAACUUCGUAGACGUGCUCGACAGGUUCAAUGACGACGACGAGACCGAGGCGGUGGUGCUUAUCGGGGAGAUCGGCGGCAGCGCCGAGCAGGACGCCGCGGACUGGAUCCGGGCGCAUAUGAAAAAGCCCGUGGUGGGCUUCAUCGUGGGCCAGACCGCACCUCCGGGAAAGCGCAUGGGUCAUGCCGGCGCCAUCAUAUCCGGAGGCAAGGGGACCGCGGCGGAAAAGGUCGAGGCGCUGCGCGGCGCGGGGGUGCACAUGGCGCCGUCUCCCGCGGACAUCGGACAAACCAUGAAAGAGGCAUUGGGAUAG
Messenger RNA from Geodia barretti, 837 nucleotides. Lineage: Eukaryota; Metazoa; Porifera; Demospongiae; Tetractinellida; Geodiidae. The record is from the annotation of a GenBank genome assembly.